AUGGAUGUACCUCGACUAUUCAAAGCAGCUACACCGGAUCUAGUAGCCCGAAAGGUUUUUCGUAUCAAGACAGUCAGGCGGGAUGAUGAUGGAACUCCCAAACAAAAAACCACCGAGCCUCCAAUUGAACUAACAGUGUGCUCAUCAGCAAUAAAGAAUCCAUCAUCGAAUGCAGCACCGACGUCUUCUGCUGAAGCAGAAAAGAAUCAUUCGAUAAAUUCGUCUAUCGACACGUCAUCAACGGACACUGGAACCACUUCAAGAAUGGAAAACGGUGGGACUUCAUCCAAAGUUCCUGUAUUAGCAGUAGGAACAUAUCAUCGGAAAGAGGCGGCUCCAAUUUUAGCGGCUGCUGCUAGACUCGAUUUAGCUGCAACUUCUGCUGGAUCAACCCCGUCAUCACAACCAGCAACAUUAACCAAGGAUAAGAAUAAAGAGCCCGCACCACCACUACCGCAUCCAUCAGAGUGCGGGCAACCGUGCGUUUCGGAACAAUCACAAAUGUUCCAGCACAGGACCACGAAUGCACAGGGCCCUCCGCCGAAUCGGCCUAUGCCAAGGCCUCCAGCAGGAGUGCCAAUGAUGAUGACAUCGUCAUCACAUGAGCAUGAUUACACGAAUGAUUAUGAAGAUCCAGAGGAAAUGGCUAGAAGCCGAGGAGAUGGCUUCACCAAUCACUUGCUCAUUAAAACGACACCACCACCUCAAUCAGUGAACUUCAACUCGUAUGAAAUGUCGAUGUCACAACAGCGUCGUUCGCAGCAGCAACAGCAACAACCGAUGGCUCCCCCGCUUUCAGAUUGUUGGGGAAGUGGAGCACACGAUGGAGGUGUUCUACACAAAAAUGCUGAUGGUGCAUACUAUAUUCCUAGCGGAUCAUUGCGAACUACAUCAUCAACACUCUCACCAGCAUCCGGACAACGUUAUUUGGACCAACCACAUACUUCUGGUGCACCGAACACAACAUAUUCGGAUGCGUCGACGACAUUAUUGAAAUAUCCACCUCCCGUAGGAACUCAUCAAAACAGAAGAAGACAACAAGUCGGCACUAUGAACAAUGGUGAUUCGGCAAUUGGUGGACCAGUGAUGACAUCGACAAAAAAGAAGAAAAAGUUUGAAGAUGAGGGAAACACGUGCUCCAGAUGGCCAUCGAAAUGGAAUAUCCUAUUAGCAACCGCUCUUCUUCUUGCUCUUUUAGUAAUUUGUAUAUUAUUUUUCCGUGCUCCAAAUUACGUGUACACUCAACCAGCUCCUUCAUCCGAUUCUAUGUCAUCAGCUUCCGCUGCAGCUGCUAGUCACUAUCAAGAAUUAGGUCUUCGGGCUCUGCCUCCUGCCAUCAGUCUUGGAGAGCGAGUCGAUGUUGAGUUUUAUCCGAAGUCUAUGGCAACAACUGAACUGACCAUCACGAAACCGUCCCGUAUUCGAUUCAAUGCUACUGUCGGAUCUGGUGCUCAACUCGUACUUCUAAUGAGUGCUGGCGUUCACCCUAGUCUCAGUCUUCACGAUGCACUUUUUCCAAUUCGUUCUGAUAGAAUUCGUGAUCCGAAAGGACCAACUCAUAUUGUUGAAGAGUUUGGAACUCGCAGUCGUCGGAGUAUUGGGUCAUCUCGACACCGCAAUAUUGAAAUUCUCGCUCCACGAAGUGCCACAUUCGAACAGUUUUUACUUGAGGGAAGACACUAUCUCACGUUCAUCAAUGAACGAAGUCGAGUCGAACCGAUUUCAUUUGUUGCUGAAGAGCUUUCACGUCCAACUACUGCUCCAAAGACAUCUUCUGGGACCUCCGGAACAAAGGAACACCCAUUAGCUUCUGUACUUGUAUGCGAAGCGAACUGCAAUCAACGUGGAGAAUGCGUCAACGGAAAAUGUCGUUGUGCACCUGGAUUCACUGGGCGAACAUGUGAUGAAGCAGUUUGUCCAGUAGUUUGCAGUGGCAAUGGAGUGUUCUCAGGAGGUGUUUGUGUAUGUAAAUCAGGAUUCAAAGGAAAGGAAUGCGAAAUACGACAUAAUUGGUGUGAAGUGGCAGAUUGUAAUGGAAGAGGUCGAUGUGAUACGGAAGGGAAAUGUCGUUGCAAUCCUGGAUGGACAGGUGAAGCAUGUGAACUCAAAGCCUGUCCUCACGCUACGUGUCAUGAUAGAGGUGUAUGUGUAAAUGGGACAUGUUACUGUAUGGAAGGAUGGAGAGGAAAUGAUUGUUCAGUUUUUGCCGAUGCAGUUGUUCAUGCUCCAUUAGCUCAAUCACCACCGAGAAAAGCUCAAGAACCGACUGAUUCCUCUAGAGGUAGAAAGAAUCCAACUAAGCCAACUACAUCUUCGGAGAAGAAAAAGGAGAGUAGAGAACUCCAGAAGCCAACAGUCGUUCCAGCUCAAGUUCCAUCAGAGAAACAUCAACCUUGCUCUGCUCACGGUCAACUCGUUGAUGAUAUUUGUCAGUGCGAAUCCGGAUGGACUUCAGUUGAUUGCUCUCAAAGGUCAUGCCAGUGUAUCAAUGGAGACUGUCUUGAUGAUGGAGUAUGUCAAUGCUGGAAAGGAUGGAGGGGCGCAAAUUGUACAGAUAAAAAAUGUGCAAUUGGAUGUGAAGACCAUGGAAAAUGUUCAUCUGAUGGAAAAUGUAAAUGUUCAGCUGGCUGGAAUGGAGAUAGUUGUUAUUUAGAUGGUUGUCCUAAUCAAUGUUCUGGAAAAGGAGAAUGUGUGAUGGACCGACGAUCAUCAGAAUGGUCUUGUCGUUGUCAAGCUGGGUCUACUGGAAUAGAUUGUUCUGUUCCGGUUGAAAUGCAUUGUGACGAUGGACUUGAUAAUGAUUCUGAUGGACUUAUUGACUGCGAUGACCCAGAAUGUUGUUCAUCUCCUUCGUGCUCUUCUGAAUCUGUUUGUUCCACUGCUGUCUCGCCAACUGAAGUUUUGAUGCGGAUGCCACCAAUAUUCAACGCGAAUUUUGCUAAAAGAGUUGGUUUCUUAAUUAUGGAAAAAUCAGUCCAAAGUUACACGGAUUCUUCUCAAUUCAACGAAUCAUUGAUUUCUGUGAUCCGAGGGCGGGUCAUGUGGGGAGGACAGUCUGGAAACACGGAAGACUUAUCAACAUAUUACAACAAAUCAACUGUGCCACUAGUCGGCGUCCGCGCAUCUGAUUCUGCUCAUCCACUAUACGGUUUCACUUUGACUCGAGAAGAUGGAUAUUUUGACCUCACAGUCAACGGAGCUCGCAGUGUAACACUUCAAUUCCUUCGAACGCAAUUCCAAUCAGUGAAGAAGAGUGUUUAUGUACCUCCACGUCAAAUCAUUCAUAUUGAUGAUAUUAUUCUUUAUCGCCAAUCUGGAUCCUCUUCUCCGAUAGUUUCAAUGCCACCAGCACGUGCAAAGUGUUCACCAACGACGAGAAGACUUCCAGAAGUUGUAUUGAUCUCAAAUUGGCAGUAUACGUCAGACGGUGUUGAAUAUGACGAAACAACCGACUCAUCUCGUCUCGUCGUUGAUUCGAGAUCAAUUGUUGAAUCACUUCCAAUUCAGGGAACAGAUAUCCGAUUGAUUUAUGACUCAGUCAGAUCGCCAGCUGCUCCGUCGACGAUGUUGAUUGGACUUCUUGAUGACAGAAUUGAUAAGGAACUUCGGAAAAUUCACAUUAACAUCCGUAUUUCUGGAAGAAGAUUCGAUCAUACAUUAGCACCUCGUGUCAAUCUUACCUAUGUUUUUGCAUGGGACAAAAUGAAUGCAUAUCGUCAAAGUGAGUCAGGAUUGGUACCAGUGACAGUUCAAGUUGGAUAUGAAUACCAAGGAUGUGAUCGUGCCAGCGAGAGAGUAUGGCAGACCAGGAAAUCUCAAAUGAUGGGAGCAACAGCAAGAAAAAUGAUUGGUUCAAUGUGGACAAUAGAUUCUCAUCAUCAUUUGGACAUCGUAAAUAAUAUCGUUGAAAUGGGUAAUGGUGGACAUCGACUGAUCAGUGAAAGUGAACCACGUGUCAGUACUUUGGCUGGAAUCGAUGGAAUCAAACGUGAUGUGGAAUGUUCGAAAUGCGAUGGACGGGUUGAAUCGAUUAGUUUAUUCCGUCCAACUACUGUAGUCUACGGACAAGAUGGAAGCCUCAUUAUCGGAGAUCAUAAUCUUAUUCGAAGAGUUGCUCCAGACGGUCAAGUCACUACAAUUCUCACAUUGGGAUUGGCUGACACUUCCCAUUCAUACUAUAUUGCUGUUUCACCAGUCGAUGGAACUAUUGCUAUCUCGUUACCACUUCAUAAACAAGUAUGGCGAGUAUCAAAUGUAGAACCACAAGAUUCUCGAAACAAUUACGAUGUGCUGGCUGGAGAUGGAACUGUUUGUGCAUCAGCUGUCGAUUCAUGUGGCGACGGAGGCCUUGCCCAAAAUGCUCAACUCAUUUUUCCAAAGGGAAUCGCUUUCGACAAAAUAGGAAACCUUUAUUUAGCCGAUAGUCGCCGUAUUCGUGUUAUUGAUACAACUGGACAUAUUCGAUCAAUUGGAGAGACAACUCCUGAUCAACAUCCAAUUAGGAAAUGUGCUCAAAUAACGAAACUUGUUGAUCUGCAAAUGGAAUGGCCGACUUCUCUUACAAUCGAUCCGAUAACUGAUUCGGUUUUCGUUCUUGAUACAAAUGUUGUUUUUGAAAUUGACGUGAAACACGAUGUUGUUACAAUUGCACUUGGAUCUCCAACAACAUGUGAUCUUGCUAAUGCCACAUCACUCGCUGCAGCCAGUUCAACUGCAUCAUUUACUCUUGAUCAUAGACGUCAUUUAAUUCAAAAUGCGAGAGAUAUCUCCGUUGGAGUGGACGGUGCUAUUUAUGUUGUGGAAUCCGAUGGUAGAAGACUCAAUCAAGUCCGAAAACUGAGUUCUGAUCGAUCAACAUUUUCCAUUCUCACCGGCGGUAAAAGUCCAUGUUCCUGUGAUGUUGUAGCUUGUGGAUGUGACGAUUCAGUUUCACUUCGUGAAGUAGCUGCAUCUCAGGCUCAUUUGAACUCUCCUUACGCAGUUUGUGUCUCACCAUUUGGUGACGUCAUCAUUGCUGAUUCUGGAAAUUCAAAAAUCAAAAAAGUAUCAUCACGUCUGGCACAGUACGACGGCCGAACUCGAACCUACGAAGUUUCGGAUGUGGAACGUCAAGAGAAAUAUACUUUCAACCGUCAUGGACAGCAUACAUCUACCGUAUCUCUAAUCACUGGACGUACUGUUUUUAACUUCAGCUAUCAAGUGGAUUCUCCAACUGCUAUGCUAUCUGAAAUCCGAGAUAAUUCUGGAGUUGUUCUGAAAGUAAUCAAACGGAAUGAUUCGAUUUUUGACUUGGAGACAACACUUGGAGAACGAACAACUCUGACAAUGUCAACCUACGACGGAACACUCGAACAAGUUUCGAAAAGAGAUUCUGCUACGUCCAGAGAUGCAACUAAGCUUGCUUAUGUCAAAGGACUGCUUUCGUCGAGAAUCGACGUGGCAACUGCAGUUGGAUUUGAGUAUGAUAAAUAUGGGAGAGCUGUUGGACUGAAAAGAGAUAGAGAACAUUGGAAACUUGGAGAAGAGAUUAUAUCGAUGGGACGAGUGACGACUGAAGUUCUUCUCAAUGGCCAUCGCUUCCAACAAGUUCGACUUGGCGAUGGUGAUUUGGCUGUUCAUGGAUCAAAUGGUGCUUCAACUCUUAUCAGUCUUCUUCGCAAUGAAGGAUUUUCAUUGACAUCUCCACUCGGAACUUCUUCACUUUUCGUGAAAAGUGCGACUCUUCCAGAAGGUGGCGGUGAGCCACUGAUUUCUCGUCGAAGAACAACUGUUCCUGCAAUUGGAAAUCCACAACGAAGAGCAUUAACCACUCAGUGGGAUUGGAAACAUGUGGCACGACGUGGCGAGGAUUCGGACAACAGUUCUGGAAGGAGACGAGUGGCGGAGGUCCGGUUCACUCCGAGGAUUAACGGUGUUAACAUGUUCUCCAUGGAAUAUGACGUUAAAUCCAAUCGUGAUACACUUCACCUUGCUCCAACAACCGAGUAUGCUCAACCUCUUUUGUUCAUUGAUUACACUUCAUCUGGACGUAUCAAACGAAUUUCUGCACCAGAAGAUUCUCAAAUGGCUGAGAUGAACGUUACCUGGGACAGCACUGGAAGAAAAUCGGAAGUUGCCUGGGGAUCGUGGAAGAUUCGUCUCACUUAUGAUAACUCCAAUCGGCUGACGGAGCAUGCGAUUGACGGAGCACGUGUUCCCAUCAAAAUGAGUUAUGCAGGAGCAUCCCGAAGACCGAAUGAAAUCCAACAUGAAGGAUCAAAGUGGACAAUUCAGUAUGAUAAUUAUGACCGUGUUAAAGAAGUUUUGAGUAAAUCACAAGAAAGUACAUCGUUCUCAGCCAUUGCCCUAGGUGGAGAUGAAUGGGUUCUGAAAAGAAGAACUUCGUUGAAUUCGAAACCUUCUCUUGUCAGAAUUGAUCGAAACGGGAAGAUUUUGGAAGCAACGACUCCAGACGAGAUGCAUUAUUGGCUUGCAAGAAAAGAUCCAACUACUGGAAGAACGACAGAAAUUUUGAAUGACGAAGACACCAUCGUGAUGACGUGUUGGUCUCCAGAAGGACAACCAAUGUGCUCAAGAAGUCGAGAUUUCCACGAAAAUGCAACUAUGCAAGGUCAUCUAGUAGCUAGAAGAACUGUCACAAUCAUGACUCCGACUGCAUCCGAAUCUUCUACCACAUCAUCAUUCACUUAUGAAUAUGACGAUUUGCUCCGUGUCACAACCAUUCAACCAGUUAUUGAGCAAUCAGUUCUUGAAUCGAUUCAAUUGACAUACGAUGAUCGUCGAGGGCACGUUGCAUCUGUUAACGGAUUGACAUGGGCUCGUGACACAACAACAUCAAGAUGUCAAGGUCAUGGAUUGAUGUAUGAAACAUCAAAGGCCAAUGAGAACCGCCAAGUUGUUGAAAGGAAACUCAUAUUCGGAGGUGCUCGUGCUUCUCUAAAAAUCCAAAGAGACAAAGCUGGAAGAGCUGUAGAAUCAUUACUGGAAAUUAUGUCAUCUGGAGUUCAAAGGAAUCAAAAAAUAGUUAGGACAUUUGAUGCCGCUGGACGAGUUGCGAGUGUGGAACAAACUGACCAGGAGCCAACCCGAAUUCAAUAUAAUUCCGAUGAACGUGUGGAAAAAAUCAACGAUCGAGUAGUCGAAUGGAAUCGUGGAGGAGCACUGAAAUUGUUUCAAGAUAUUCCAUACCACGUGGAUUCAAUUGGAUGGGUUUCACGUCGUGGAAAUGACACAACUUUUGGAUAUGAUGGUAGAGGAAGAUUGAUUUCCGCCACUAUGAACAGUCCUACUCGAUUGGAAGUCAGAAUUGUCUACGAUAAAGAAGAUCGUGUAGUUCGAAUUCAAAACGGAAAAGAUUCAAUUCAUUUCUAUUAUGGAUAUGUAGAUCACCCCAAUCUUGUAUCACAUUUCUCGAGAAAUGGAAAAAUCUCGACACUAUUCUACGAUGACGAUUCGAUUCCAUUCGUUAUUCAAACUGAUGAUGGAACUCGUUAUGCUCUUCUGACAGAUGAAACAUUGACAGUUCGUGCAAUCAUUGGAGAUUCUAAUGUUGUAAAAAUCAUUGAUCGAUCUGUGUUUGGAGCUUCACUGUCUUCUUCUUCAUCUCAAGUUUUCGUUCCAAUUGGAUAUCUCGGAGGAAUCGAAAUUCCCGAAAUUUCGGUGACAAUUUUGAACAACGGACGCCCGUUAGAUUUGAACAGUGGGCGAUACAUGUCAAUUUCACCAGAAGCUACUGUUCGUCUUGAAUUGAACGACCAAUUUUCCAAUUCUAUUGAUUUAAUGGCUUUGGAGUCAAAUCGUCAUCCAUUUAGAGUUGAAAAUAUUCCAGAAGAUUUCGCAUCGUGGUUCUCACUCGCGGGAGUUUCAAAGAAUCUUCUCCCAUCUGCCCAUCUUGGACUCCCAGUGUCUUCUCCAAUUGUCCAUCGACUUCUUUCAUCGUUCCCUCGGAAGCUCCGCCCACUCACUCAUCUGACUACAACAAUUCCAUCACACCUCGCUUCUGACGUCUCCCUGAUUUCAACUGUUUCUGAAACUUCUUGGUCAAUCGAUGAUGUUGGAUUUUCGAAUCUCUUGAUUCUAAACGAAGACGUUAGAACUGGAGAUAUUUCUGUAGAAACAUUGCCAGAUUUAAAAGCAGAAGAACGUGAAGUGAUCAACAAAUUGUUCGAUGGGGUUAAAUCUUUGGAUUUCGCUACUUGGGGCUUGGUUCCAACACGUCAUCUUUGGAGAUCUCCGAAUUCCAAACUAGAGCUCAGCUCGGCAUCUUUCCCACAUUUCACAAUGGCUGUAAACAAAGAAAGUGUAGAGUUGAGGAACGGAAAGUCCAAGAUUGUUGUGCACUUCGCCGAUAAUAAGGAACACAUUUUGAAGCGGAUAACAGACGAAUUGAAGACACGCGAAAAGAUAGCAGUUUGGCGAGCUGAACGGAAAAGAUCCGAAGCUGGAGAGAAGACGUGGCGACAGUGGAGUGAUCGAGAAUCAAGAGAGCUCAUUUCAAAAGGAUCAGUUUCUGGAUAUGAUAUCGAAAUGAAGCCUGCUCAUCGUUCAGCUCUUCUAUCCAGUGUUCACUCAUGGAAGUUUCAAAAAUCUGCAUAA
Caenorhabditis remanei is the source of this 8595-nucleotide messenger RNA. RefSeq lists its product as uncharacterized. Gene Ontology annotation, molecular function: protein binding. Gene Ontology annotation, biological process: motor neuron axon guidance. The record is from RefSeq and is a predicted model, not a curated record. The transcript has 19 exons. NCBI's taxonomy places the organism in Eukaryota, Metazoa, Nematoda, Chromadorea, Rhabditida, Rhabditidae. Bases 1 to 8595 code for a protein of 2864 amino acids.